Parascedosporium putredinis is the source of this 3726-nucleotide messenger RNA. Lineage: Eukaryota; Fungi; Ascomycota; Sordariomycetes; Microascales; Microascaceae. The record is from the annotation of a GenBank genome assembly.
AUGUGGCCAUCAUUGCCGUCCACCGACUCCUUUGCGAGGCCGCGCCUAGUGGCCGCCGCAGCGCUGUCCACCAUCGCCGUCGCCUCCGCUAGCUACUAUUAUUUCUACAGCGAUGCCUCGCGCUUCGGCCAUGCCGGCACCGGCCUCCACCGAAGCAAUGCGGUACGACGAGCCCGGCGCGGGUCCCGUCGCUCGACCCCUGCACCACGCGAAUCGAGCCCAGCCCCGUCUACGGCGUCGACCGAUGAGGCCGCGGCCGAACAAAACAACCAGCAAGAGGUGGAGGAGACCGUAGUCGACGACGACGGCCAGAAUGGCGUGGAUGAAUGGUACAACGAAGCGCCCACGCAGCGGGCGGGCCACAACAUCGUCACCCUGCUCUUCCGCGUCUCCGAGGACAAUUCGCGGCGCAAUGCGUGUGUGCAUCGCGGCUGCCAAUGUAACUCAUGCAGCAUGGCGCCCAUCCGCGGAAUCCGGUACCGGUGCGCCACCUGCGCCGACUUUGAUCUCUGCGAGUCUCAAGGUGCCCGCGCCCCCUCGAUCCUCCGCCAGACGCAGCCCGUAUGGUACACGGGCGACCCGGACUCGGUACACCGCAUCCUCGGGCGGACGCUGAUGGCCAAGCUGUCGCGAGAGACUGGGUUCGAGCGGCCCGAGCUCGAGGCCUACUGGGAGCAGUGGACGUACAUGGCGAAUACCGAGUGGAGGGACGACCCAGACGAGCUCAACCUGGCCAUGGACCGCAAGACAUUUGAGCGCUGCCUGAUACCGUCGGGGGCCUCGCAGCAUAUGGCGCCGAACCUCAUCCAUGACCGCAUGUUUGCCUUUUACGACACCAACAACGACGGCCUCAUUGGCUUCACGGAAUUCCUACACGGCGUGGCGUUCCGAAACAGACGCGACAAGCUGGAACGGGUCUUCCGCAGCUACGACAUCGACAAUGACGGAUACAUUGACCGCAAGGACUGCCUGCGCAUGUUCCGCGCCUACUACGUCCUGUUCAAGGGCAUGCACAAGGAUGUUUUGGACGGCCUCGACGAGCAGGCCAUGGCGAGCACCGAAGCCCAACAGCUCGUCGCGAGCCGCCAGCCCCUCAGCAGCCUGUUUGGAAGAGAACUCACUCGCAUGCCCCCGCCGACUACAACCCGGAUCGACUCAACGGCAAGACGCCAGAUCCUCAACCGCAUAUUCAUCAAUGAUGCGGAAACGGCGGAGAAUACCCGGCGCAUGACUGCCCCCGCCCAGUACGCCGAGGGUCUCUUCCAUCCUUUGAGCAACAUUUCCGCCGUCCAGGCGCUACUAUCCUCGCUCGAGGAGGGAACCCUCACUACAGAUCACCUCUUUACUAACUCGGACCUCGCAUCUGCUACGCCGCCAGAGGGCGAGUCGCCUCCCAACGAGAGUCAGAACGACGGCCAGGAUAUGGACUCCCCGCAGAGGCAUCCACUCCCGUGCACGGCGACGAGCUCAACCAUGCAAACGGGCAACGGCGAAGGAGAGAUACACGUUAGCAUCUCAGCGUCUCAGCAGUUGCAGGACCGCGUUGAGCAGGACAGAUCCAUCAGGCGGCGCGCCCGUCGGCGGCUCCACGAGCGCUGGAGGAGACGACACUUUUUCCUAGACGAAGAAGAGGGCGCGAGGGCGCCUCGCGGGUUCGACGACAGCGAGGACCUCUUGGCACGGGCUAUUGAGGACCUCGAGAGGGCCAAGGAGAAGCAGCGGGCGUCGGAGGCGGAGGCGGAGGCAGAAGAGGAGGGCACGGUACCCUCGCCCACGGGCGGAGACGCGCUCCAACGUCUCGGCAUCGUCUCGGGUGGUGGCGGACAAGUGGGGGCCAUGGAGAUUCCGGAGGCGGAACGCGACGCGGGCAAAGAGAUCCUGUACCAGGUGGCGCAGCAGGCGUUCAACGACCUCCUCGACGUCCUCUUCAAGGAGAAGGAGACCAUGACGAUACAGGUUGCGAAGUCGCGGGAGGACCGCGAGAAGUACGCGGAGCUCAUUGCCGCGUAUGAAGAGGAAUCGGAAGAGGAGGAAGAGGAGGAGCCCGCGGAUCUUGAUAUCCAGUCGAUCAAUGAGGAUAGCUUGGUGGAUGUCGAGACUGAAGAAGAGGUGGCUGCUGCUCCUGCGCCCGUGCCCGUGGCCGAGCCCGUGGCCGAGCCGAAGCCUGAGGCACAGGUGGAGGAGGUUGAACAGCCGGACACAGCGGCGGGAGAAGAGGUGGCGGCGGCGCCGGCGACAGAUGUUCCGGAUCGCGCGGAUCAAACGGAAACGACAGACGCCGAGGCUCAGGUAGGCGAGGAGCAAGAUGCGAACAAUGAGUUCGUUGUCGACUCGCCAGUCGAGGCUACCGAGUCGGUUGAGGAGUGGCGUGAUCCUACGUUGCCUCAGUUCCGGCCAAAUAGCGAGUCUGAUAUUCUGACGGCCGCCACGCUCAAGACCCUGGAUGAAGUCGAGGCCAAAGAAGGGGAAGACGAUGCGCGGGAGAGUAAAGAAGCCCAGGCGCACGAAGGGGGUGCCAAUGGCGAUGACAACCACGCGCACGAGCACGACCACGAUGGUGGCAACAACGAUGAAGUAGAGGUCGCGGCGGCGGCGACGGCCUCUGCGCACGAGGAGUCCCCGGCGACGGUGGAGCGCCGGCAGCGAAAGGAGGUUGAGGACAAGUAUAACGACACGUUUGCCAACGUCAUGGCGCGGUGGAAGCAGUGCGCGGAGGCGGAGGAGGAGGCGCUGGCGCGGGAGGCUUUGGCAAACAAGAGCAACGCUGGGGUGCGUGGCCCUAUUGGCCGCGCGAGCCAGGGCAGAGCAGACUGCGAGGCCGCCGAUGUUACGCCUAUCCUGGUGGCUCCCGACGGAGCCGAACAUGCCUGCUCCGUGCUUGAGAGUGGCAAGGAUGCAGUUGGACAGAGAUCAAGCUGCGAUAUUUCCUACGCCGACAUGGGAUCCGGCCAAUGGACAAUCGUCAUCCAAGGCGAAGAAUUCGCCGCCUCCUUCCAGCGCAGAUUCGAGCUCAAGUCUACAGCCCCCGAGAAGACUGUCGUGACUGUGACCCCAACCGUCACCGUCGAAAUCACUUCCACCGCAAGAGCGCAUACCAAGACGGACACAGCCUGGCAAACCCUCACCCGCAGCACGCAAGCCCGUCCCGUGACCGCCUCGUGCGCCCAGUCCACCCAAAUGGUCACCCACUACGUCGCCGGCCCCACCGAAGUCGUCACUACCACUUUUGAGCGCUGGUCCGACCGGGACGCCUCUACCGAGUACGUCCGUACCACCGCCAUACAGUCAGCCUACUGCCACUAUCCCGAGGGCGCGCAGACCCCAGCGCCGGAUGAGACGCCGGAGGUGCCGGAGCCGCAGCCCGGAGAUGAGUGCGGUGGAGACUGCCAGCCGUGGCCCCAGGAGUCCGAAGCCAUCGUACCUCGACACCUCGUCGACCGCGGCGUGGCUGCCGCCGCCGCCAUCACGAGUACCGUCUACGCCAGCGAGACCGCCACCUCCACCAGCGUUAUCACGAAAGCCCCGCGGACUGUCACGGAGACAGCUCACAAGAAGCCGCCUCUAGUUUACUCGACCAAGACCGAAAACGUCGAGAUCGCUCCCGAGACGGUAUGCGCCAACCAGGGCGUCGCCACUCUUACCACCGUCAUCCGCGGCGAGCCCACGACAGAACUCCACGCCACCUACAUUACCCACUGGGCCACCCCCGUCGUCACAGCCUUGUAA